Molecule: messenger RNA, 696 nt
Organism: Acanthosepion pharaonis
Lineage: Eukaryota; Metazoa; Mollusca; Cephalopoda; Sepiida; Sepiidae
Source: the annotation of a GenBank genome assembly
AUGACGUAUAUUCUAUAUAUUUAUCUGGUUUCUGGUUUCUUUUUUCUGCUUAAUCACUUUUAUCUCUUUCCUUUCUUUCUCUUUGUGGCUCCACUUUCUCUCUCUUCCUAUCUGUCGCUCCUAGUCUCUCUUUCUCUCUCUCCCUUCUCUACCUCUGCAUCACCCGCAUGCUCUCUUUCACCCUCUUUUCCUUCUCUAUCACUUUUUUUUUCAAUCGGUAUAUCACUUUCUCCUCCCUCUGGAUUUUGUUCUUACUUUCUCUGUCCCUCUCACUCCUAUUCUUUACAUUUUUACUCCCUCGCUUCUCUUACUCAUCCCGCCACUCUCACUCUCAAUCCUUUUCCAUCGUUCGUUCUUUCUUUCUUUUUCUAUUCUAACCCUUCUGUUUACUUUCUUUAUUCUGACAUUUUUUUCCCUAAUUUUGCCAUCAGACGUCAUAUUAUGGCAAUCAAUGACAAUAAUUUCUUAGUCAGCCACCAGUCAGUCAGCCUCGUUGCCGUCUUCGUUCCCGCCACCUUUCCUUCGUCAGCCUCGUUUUCGUCUAUUAUUCAUGUUGUCAUUCAUUCAAUGGUUGAUUCGUUUACCUCAUUAUUUUCAAGUUUUCUUUUUCUUGUAUAUUUUUUUUUAACUGCGCGUGUGUAUGCGUCGCAGUAUGUCGAUAAAAUAUCCUCACUCAAUAAACAUGGACGCGUAUAG